Cuscuta campestris is the source of this 1269-nucleotide messenger RNA. The record is from the annotation of a GenBank genome assembly. Lineage: Eukaryota; Viridiplantae; Streptophyta; Magnoliopsida; Solanales; Convolvulaceae.
UGUCUAAAGACUACGGAGUACAAAAUUCAACGUGACCAUGCAAGCCCACACUCCACCAUUAUUACUCUUAAUCGUCCUCCUCCUCUCCUCCGCCCUCUCCUCCGCCCAGGAGUUAUGCAACGCCGACGACAAGAAGAUACUCUUAUUAGGCAUCAAAGAGCACUUCAACAACGCGUCCGUCUUUGCUACAUGGAUCCCCGACACAGACUGCUGCAAGAACUGGUCGGGAAUCCAGUGCAAUAGUGACGGUCGCGUCAUAAUGUUGGGCGUGACUAUUGCUGAUAUCGUGGGUGAGAUCCCGCCCGCCAUCGGAGACCUCCCGUUCCUCGAGUUCAUCGCCUUAUCGGGCACCCCUGGCCUCACUGGCACAAUCCCCCUCGCCGUUGCCAAGCUGUCCCACCUCAACCACUUGGACUUCAGCAACAACCAACUCUCCGGGCCCAUUCCCGAUUUUUUAGGCCAAAUCAAGAAACUCGACGACAUUGACCUUUCCUCCAACGCCUUCACCGGUUCGAUCCCUGCGUCCCUUGGCCGGCUCACUAAGCUCCGUACCAUGAACCUGGGAUCGAACCAGCUCUUGGGCCCGAUCCCGCCUGCUUUGACCGGGGUCAAGAGCCUCGUCCAGCUAUACCUCUACUCCAAUGCCCUCUCGGGCUCGAUCCCAGGCUUGUUUGCUCAACUCCCGAACCUCAACGAGCUCGACCUCCGCCAAAACCAGCUUACCGGUUCAAUCCCGGCGAGCUUUGGGUCGUUCAAGAAAUCCGAUUUAAACAUCGAUCUCUCCUUCAACCGCCUCUCUGGGCCUAUUCCUGCCGCCUUCGGCAACGCCAACGUCACGGUGCUUGAUCUCUCCAACAAUAACUUCACUGGAGACGCGUCGUUCCUGUUCGGGAGACACAAGACGGUUCUGAGCGCCGUAGACCUGAGCAAUAAUCAUUUCAAGUUCGACUUCUCCGGCGUGGACCUUCCACCGGGGCUGAAGAAUCUUGAUAUUAGCCACAACAUGAUAUUUGGGUCCCUGCCCGGACGGCUCGGGCAGCUGCCGUUGCAGAACAUUGACGUGAGCUUUAACCAACUCUGCGGGCAGAUCCCAGUCGGGCGGCGGCUGAAGCAGUUCAGUCCGGCGAAGUUUUCUAACAAUAAGUGCUUAUGUGGUCUGCCUUUACCUGCUUGCAAAUAAUGAAAGGGAGAAACAUACACUAUUCCCCAUCCCGUGAUAACUAAUGUAAUAGCUGGACGUUAUAUCUAAAAUAAAUUCUCAUUGUCUAU